This is a messenger RNA of Diaporthe citri, 1569 nucleotides long. RefSeq lists its product as uncharacterized. The record is from RefSeq and is a predicted model, not a curated record. Lineage: Eukaryota; Fungi; Ascomycota; Sordariomycetes; Diaporthales; Diaporthaceae. Bases 1 to 1569 code for a protein of 522 amino acids. The transcript has 6 exons. Gene Ontology annotation, molecular function: FAD binding.
AUGAUGUUCGCAUUGGGCCAAGCCAUCUUCGUCUUGCUAUUCCCAGCGGCAUUGGGCGUCGACAUCACUAGUGACCGCAGCCCCAAAUACGUUUGCGUCUGUUCUACCAUCUUUCAAGUCUGUUCUGCCCUCGCCCAGGACCCUGAGCUAGAGAGCAAGGUGCUUGUGCCCAAUACAGAGAUAUACGACAAGCGUCUGCAGUCUUACUAUUCCGCCAACGCUGCGCAAGCCGCUUGGUGCAUGGUUCUCCCGGAAAACACGUUAGACGUGUCACGCAUUGCUAAGGUCAUCUCCGAGCAUCAGUGCCCGUUCGGUAUUCGGAGUGGCGCGCACUCUGCCUUCAAAGGGUCCAAUGGUGCUGAGGAUGGUAUCACCGUUGACUUUGGCUAUAUUAACACGACGACUUACAACAAUGUGACCAACAUUGCUUCGAUAGGUCCUGGCUCUACUUGGGAGAGGGUCUACACGACGCUCAGGGAUGACUGGAAUGUGACCACUGUUGGUGGUCGGGCCUCAGUCGUCGGCGUUGGAGGUUUUGUGACUGGCGGUGGUUACUCCUUCCAUACCAAUGCCCACGGCUUCGCAUGUGACACUGUGACCAAUUUCGAGAUUGUUCUCGCAAACGGCACCAUAGUCAAUGCCAACUCGACUUCGAACCCUGACCUUUUCAGAGCUCAGAAAGGCGGCUCCGGCAACCUGGGCUUCGUCACCAGAAUUGAUCAAAAAGUUAUCGAACAAACCGACAUGUGGGGAGGUCUCACUCAGUACAACCUGACGGAAAGAGACAAGCUCUUCAGAGCCUAUAUCAACUUUGCCAAAAAGAUGGACCAGGAUCCUGCAAGCCAGAACAUUGUAGGAAUGUCUUGGGGGCCUCACAGGGGUUACGGUUUCAGAGGAAUCUUGACGAACAGCGACGCCGUUAGCAAUGCUGCAGCCUUUGAUGAGUACAAGAACAUACGUAAUAUCAGCAGCACUUCUCGCGUUGCGGCCGUUGCCGAAAUUGUCCCUGAGUUCACUGGUCCCACGCCACUCGGUCAAUAUUCAAGCGCCAACUGGUUCGUUGGCCAAUUCCAAGACGACUUCCGUAUGAUGACCUUCGUCGACGAUAGACUUCAAGUACACGGCGAGCAAUUGGACAGGAUAGCACAAGAGAUGGAACAAGAAAGUGGACAGAAUAUAACCUACGACGUUCUCGUACAGUUCCAGCCCUUCACGAAAUCAAUGGUCAAGCACAGCCAAGCGAAUGGAGGCAACAUCCUUGGGCUUGAGGACGUGGUGGCCGAUGGGCCCACGACCAACUGGCUUGUCAUUCUAACAUGUGAAACACCCGACGUACAAGACAGGAUGCUUCCACUCGCGCAGGAGUUCCGAAAGGAAAUCGACGCUUACGCCAAGGAAAUUGGGGUGUACAAGGACUGGAGGUACCUCAACUAUGCUUGGGCUGACCAGAAUCCGAUCGCGUCGUACGGUAAGAAGGAUGUGGCGUUUCUCAAAGAUGUUGCGAAGAGGGUAGAUCCGGAUGGUGUUUUCCAGAAACUUAGGAUCACCGGAUUCAAGAUCCCGUCUUAA